Exophiala viscosa is the source of this 1147-nucleotide messenger RNA. RefSeq names its product tropomyosin. The coding region runs from base 490 to 987 and encodes 165 amino acids. The transcript has 2 exons. The record is from RefSeq and is a predicted model, not a curated record. NCBI's taxonomy places the organism in Eukaryota, Fungi, Ascomycota, Eurotiomycetes, Chaetothyriales, Herpotrichiellaceae.
GGUUGAAGCCUGGAGUCUGAGAUUAGAGUCACUGGAUCCCAUUGGCGGGCAUUGUAGUGCCUACUGCGCGCCCCUCAUACCCAUCCCACUGUUCGCAGCUGACUCCUGUUGAACACCACAAAGUGACCGCCAGUCAGUCGAUUCUCCUUUUACAAGAAUACAGCAUCUUAUACUGCUAUAUCAACGCGACCCAAUUAUUCCGCUAUCCUGUUCAUCUCGCAACAUAAUCCAUCUUACUCAUUUUUUGGUUACUUGCACGUAAUUCACCAUGGAUCGAAUCAAGGAGGUACGUCCGAUUCACUCGCACCUGCCUUCACUGCGGUGUACCCUCGUGCCAGGCACGACACACUCGAUACUGCCUCACCACUUCAGCCUUUAGCUGGUCGUGUUUACAAUACCACUGGCACUCUCCACAUCUAUUCUUCGUACAUCAACAAUUCCCUCAGACUCCUCCACUUCCACACCAAUCACAAUCAAUCAUCGACCACCAUGGCCUCAGCAUUCGCUAACUUCCAACAGAAGAUGAACUCGCUCCGCAUCGAGGCCGACGAGAAUGCGGCCAAGGCGGAAGAGCUCAAGGCGAAAGUCAAGACCUUGGAACAAGAGAACCUCCAGAAAGAACAAGAGAUCACCUCCCUCACACACCGCAACGGACUGCUCGAGGCCGAAGUCGAGAAACUUGAAACUGCCAUCAAGGAUGCAAAGAGUGCCGCUGGCGAAGCCUCCGAGCACAGCACCGCAAAUGAAAACCUGACACGCAAACUCCAAGUUCUCGAAGAAGAAGCCGAGGCUGCCGACAAGACCUUGAGAGAGACCAACGAGAAGCUUCGUCAGACCGAUGUCAAAGCAGGCCACUUCGAGCGAAAAGUCCAAGCGCUGGAACAAGCCCGGGACGAGUGGGAGGCCAAAUACGAAGAAAUGGCGAAGAAGCACGGGGACCUUCAAAAGGAAUUGCAAGAAUUGGAGCAGAGCAUGGGAAACAUCUAAUCGGAUUGAGGCACAUUGUUGUUCUUGUUGUGUGAGAGACUCACGACGACGACAUCUGGCAAGGAGUGAAAGCCACGAUGCAUUAGACCACGACAUUCCUACGAUACCAUGGGCAUUCAAUACAGGGCGAGCGUUGACAGUUUGAUGGACGAACAGCAUU